CUCCCCUGCGUUGCAUUCUGGACCACCUGCAUACUAGCAUGGCAUUCGGCGUAGAUGUCUCUUUAGAUCUCUUUCUGGGCGGCACAGUGGUCUUAUCACGACAUGAGCGAUUCCACAUUUUCCAGGCUUUCUGUUAGACGUGCGCCUCAUUGCGAAGCUUAUGCUGUGACGGCCGCACGAUAUAUCCCACUCCUAAUGAUUGCUCAUUGUCGUCCCUCUUCAGACGGGACUUUCAGCCAGGCGGUUGCCCUGCUCUGGCGACAGUCGUGGCGUUUCGAUCGGGCGGCGUGCAUGCGAAGGGUAAUGGCGUUUCUGUUUCUAGGCGGGUCUUUUGCUCUGUUUUUCCGAUUGUUUUGCAUGGGUAUCAUGUUUGUGGUCGUGUGUGCGUUCCUGGCGUCAUCCCCGCCUCGCUGGCUGGUGAGGCGCUGAUGAAUGGCAGUUAGCGCUGCGGUUUUCAGGGUCGAACGAGGAAUGAAUGGCGGUG
Messenger RNA from Westerdykella ornata, 484 nucleotides. RefSeq lists its product as uncharacterized. Lineage: Eukaryota; Fungi; Ascomycota; Dothideomycetes; Pleosporales; Sporormiaceae. The record is from RefSeq and is a predicted model, not a curated record. The transcript has a single exon. Bases 103 to 429 code for a protein of 108 amino acids.